This is a messenger RNA of Teleopsis dalmanni, 1883 nucleotides long. RefSeq names its product homeobox protein engrailed-1 (gene HGTX). Gene Ontology annotation, molecular function: DNA-binding transcription factor activity, RNA polymerase II-specific; RNA polymerase II cis-regulatory region sequence-specific DNA binding. The transcript is spliced from 4 exons. The record is from RefSeq and is a predicted model, not a curated record. Gene Ontology annotation, biological process: regulation of transcription by RNA polymerase II; cell differentiation. Bases 304 to 1815 code for a protein of 503 amino acids. Lineage: Eukaryota; Metazoa; Arthropoda; Insecta; Diptera; Diopsidae. Gene Ontology annotation, cellular component: nucleus.
UACCUAAUUACAAAACUUGUUACUUCUUUCAACCUGGGUAGUCCGUAUUUACCCACAACGCCUACGGGCUCGGAAAGCCCAAAAAUAAAUUUCUCCGGCAUACAGAACUUUAAUGAAGUUCCCGCACUCAUAAAUACUGCAAAAACUUUUCAACUUUCACAAAACUCCGCAUUUAAUUUAGCGUUCCGUAAUCCCAAUCACGCAACCAUUGGGUUUCCACACAAUUUUUAUCGUUUUAGUAAUUUUAAUUACGAAGACUGUUCGAAUUACGCGUCUACAUCCAGUCUAAGCGAACAGGACAAUAUGGAUUUACUUAAUCCCUACAUGCGACAUCACAGCUUUGCCAGUCAAAGUAGUUCACCGGCGGCAAAUCGCAGUCCUCCACUACACCACCUACCAAACUCAGCGCUAACCAAUGGCUUUGUAGAUGCCCAUCAUACAGAUUAUCAAAAUCUGGCAAGUAGAGAACAUUUACUCGAUUAUCACAGCGCCGCAGCUGCUGCAGCUUAUGCCGCCAAUAACAACAAUCUUUCCAGUCCUUUAAUGUUGCUGAAAGCACCAAAACACAGUUUAGAUACAAAAUCUGCACGUUCAACCGAAGAUUCAUCAACACCGCCACCAUUACUCUCAAGCACUGAUACGGUAGCCUUGCGUGUGGCAGAUCAAUCCUCGCUUACUUCAUCCCGCCUACAGUCUGAGUCACCAGAUAAUUGUAAUAAUUCACUAAAUAAUCGGAGUCGUUACGAAAAUUCAAGUCCUGGUGUUGAUAGCUCAAAAUCGUAUCCAGUAAGCCAGCGGAGUAGUGAGGAAGCGGGUAAUAACAGUGAGUCAAGUCCACCACCGCCUGAUUACAGCCCAGAGAAUUUAUCCAGUCGCAAAUAUAAUCACUCCUUACCAACAAACCCAGCCAAUCCAUUGGGUGUACACAACAAUAACAAUAUGCUGGAACAUAAAUUGCCAUUAAGCUUUCUGGGGCCACCGUUGGCAGCUUUACACUCUAUGACCGAAAUGAAGACUGGAAACGCUGGUGCGGGUAAUGGUGUUCUGAACGGUGUUUAUGCAAAUAAUCAGAACAAUCAUUUGAUUAGUGAUAGUCGUGGUAUGUCUGGGGCUAUUUCCACAACCACAACAACUCACACACAAGGUGCAGCUAAUCCGCAUGGCAUUGAUACGAUUCUCUCAAAGCCGCCUCCAGUUACUUCAGCGGGUCUAAGUGCUUUAGCAGGAGGUGGUAUUCCUCGCUUUUCAAUCGCUGCUGCGGCUGCUGGCAUGGCGCAGUAUUUGUCACAAAGCCAGGGUGCGCCUUUAAAAACACAUGCAGGCCAUAUAGUUGAUAGAACGCACUUGUAUUGGCCUGGCUUGCAGGGACUAGUAGCAAAUCCAAUGGCAUGGAGGGAACGUUUAUCCAAUACGAUGUCUGCGAAUCUUUCGCAAUCACAUCAACACCAUCAAUCAAACGAUAAAGACGGCAAGAAGAAACAUACCCGCCCAACUUUUAGUGGUCAACAAAUAUUUGCGCUGGAAAAGACCUUCGAACAGACAAAAUAUCUGGCUGGACCAGAGAGAGCGAAACUAGCGUAUGCCUUAGGAAUGACAGAGUCACAAGUAAAGGUUUGGUUUCAAAAUCGCCGCACCAAAUGGCGUAAGCGGCAUGCAGCUGAAAUGGCAACGGCGAAGCGGAAACAGGACGAUAUGGGUGGGGAUAAUGACGGUGAUUGCAGUGAAGCCAUGGAUAGUGAUAAUGAAAGUCUUGAUAUGGGUGAGAAUCCGGCGCAAGGAAAACGUUGUCGCAUGCAGGAUAAUUACCGUCAUUAAAUAAUAACGAAUUUACCAAGUUUUCAUACAACAAAUUAAAAAAUGUUUUUCUUUUUUAUUGCUAAGCU